Molecule: messenger RNA, 954 nt
Organism: Musa acuminata subsp. malaccensis (wild Malaysian banana)
Lineage: Eukaryota; Viridiplantae; Streptophyta; Magnoliopsida; Zingiberales; Musaceae
Source: RefSeq, a predicted model, not a curated record
AUGAUCGGUGUAUCGCAGGAUGCAGUUGCAAUUUUCUAUGUUAAUGUCGAUGGAAGUGAUGUAAAUUUCGAUGGGACUGAGAUGUUCUUGUUUCAGAUACUCCAAUUUUACGAGCCCGAGAAGGUCAUGGGGAACAGAGGUCAAGCCUCUGCUUGCCCGCCGCGAGCCCUCGUCGCACAGGGCUCGCUGCACACCAUCACCUUCGACGACGUCCAACAACACCUGUCUGAGUUGGGGAAGCCGCUGAAUUCCAUGAACUUGGAUGAACUGUUGAAUUCGGUCAUGGCAGUGGAGCAGCAGAUCCAAGCUCCCCACAAGACCGUCGACGAGGUGUGGCGCGAGAUCAUGCGGCACGAAGAGCAAGGGAACACGGAGGGCGCCGAGACGUUCGGGGAGACGACGCUGGAGGAUUUCCUGGUCCGGGCCGGCGCCAUCAACGUCGGCGCUCCCAACUGCGGUGGUGGGAUCGACGGGGACUCCCCGCCUCUGCUGCCGAUGGACCCGGUGGUGCAGCAGCAGCAGGAGGAGUGGCUCCGGUACCAGUUGACCACCGCUCAACACCAGCAGCAGAGCCAACCCAUGUCGCUGUUGGAGACAGGCCUGCCGUUGUUCGCCAACGCGGUCAUGAAUGCAGGGCUGUGCGACCACCAGCUCGUCGUCAAGCCUGCCUCAUCGGACUCCAAAAUGACCAGCGAGCGGCAGAGAAGCGACGAGAAGACGCUCGAUAAGAUCACGGAGAGGAGGCAGAAGAGGAUGAUAAAGAAUCGAGAGUCGGCAGCUCGAUCGCGUGCACGAAAGCAGGCUUAUAUAAAGCAAUUGGAAGAGGAGGUGAUGCAAUUGACCAACACCAACAAGCGGCUCAAGAAACAGAAGGAAGAAGAGAUGGCGUUGCGGGUCACUCCGCCAUCAGAGCCGAGAUACCAAUUACGGCGUACGAGCUCUGCAAAAUUUUGA